AUGUCUCCUGCUUCGAUUUUCAUCACCAUCGGUGUGGCUUUCUGCCACUUACUGGUUGCGACUGCCUCACCAGAACAACAAAGCAGUCAGCUCGCUCGCCGUUCGAGUUCUGAUCCCGAUCCUGCCCUCAGGGCCUCCUUUAUCACUCCUAAGAAUAUCAUCUUCGAAGAUGGAGGUAUCAGAGUUUUCAAUCUGAACUCACAAGAAGCCUAUAAGGUCACCCAUCAUAUCGAUAACGCCCGUCAAGGUUACUCAGAAUACGUCACCACUGACGUAGCUGGAAAUGUUCUCUUGCGGAUGAAUGCAUAUGAUGACUUUUGUUUUGGUAAAACUCAUUACGUCGAUCAACACGAUUUAUUACGAGUCAAGAUCGAUCCACGUGGAAUGUACCCUGACGAAUGGACUUUCACCUCAAGAUUCUUACCUGGAUUCAAAUACGAAUUUGAUCGUAAUGCGAUGAGUGCAGAUGGCAAAAUCUUUGAAGCUGAUAACAAGAAACUUGUCGCUACCUUACACACUGAGAAGCGACAUGAACCUUGGUUACUCUCGAGAUUCCACGCCGAUGACGCUUACGUCUUGAGGAGCGAUGGUACCGUUCCUGACUACUAUUUGGUCACCCUCAUGGCAUUAGUCCAGAUGCGAGUUAAUACCUGUGGAAUUUAA
Melampsora larici-populina 98AG31 is the source of this 663-nucleotide messenger RNA. RefSeq lists its product as uncharacterized. The transcript has 5 exons. The record is from RefSeq and is a predicted model, not a curated record. Lineage: Eukaryota; Fungi; Basidiomycota; Pucciniomycetes; Pucciniales; Melampsoraceae. Bases 1 to 663 code for a protein of 220 amino acids.